Messenger RNA from Microplitis mediator, 1016 nucleotides. RefSeq lists its product as uncharacterized. The coding region runs from base 324 to 800 and encodes 158 amino acids. The record is from RefSeq and is a predicted model, not a curated record. The transcript is spliced from 6 exons. NCBI's taxonomy places the organism in Eukaryota, Metazoa, Arthropoda, Insecta, Hymenoptera, Braconidae.
UUUGAUGUCGGUAAAAAUAAAACGAUGUUCAUCCACUGGAACUGUCACCCCGUACAUUAAAUUCAAUUAUAAAUAUUCUUUUAAUGCAUUUGAGUUCAUUUCAUUUAUUCAAUCUUAGCUGAUAUAUUUUUCGAGAAAUUUUAGCUCCAUUUAAAUUUUUCUAAUGUAAGUUACGAGCUUUUAGCGUAUUGGUAUAUAACGAUCUAUAAAGAUGUCUUAUGUUUUCGUAAUUCAACUGUCACAAAUAAAAUUCUUAGUUUGAUUUUUUGGUUAAAUUUAAUAAAAUAUAAAAAUGUCGAUAAAUAAAUUACACAAGUUAAUUAAUGUCAGAAGUAAAUUUCAAAUGUUGUGGAGAAAUAAAAACUGAUUGCAGCACAAUAAAUUACAAAAUGAUUCAUUCGAAAAAGGAAACCGUACAAGAAAAAUUUCAUCGGCUUCGAGAAAAGAAUAAAAAUGAAAUUAUUAAAAAAAGACAAAGAAUACAAAUGCUACAAGAAGCUGCAUCUUACAUCAUCCAAAGUAAAAAUAAAAAGAAAAUAGAAAAUGAUUUCGAUGUAGGAGAAAGUAAGCAGUGCCAAACAUCAGUGUCACUAACGCAGCUCACAAGUGCCACCAAAGAACCACUUUGUGCAGAUGAAUGCGUACAGACAAGUCAAGAAGACAUUUCAGUUCAACAAAUAUUUCCAACAGCAACACAAAGUGUUCAUGUACAAGAACAGUUGAUAGAUUGUCAUGAUAAUUUAAAAGAUUGUUCCAAAUCCAAUAAAACAUGCAAUUUAUGUGGGAAUUACCAUAAUUAAAAAUUAAAAACUGAAACAAUAUUUUACUUCAUUUCUAAUAAAGGAAAUUUAUUAUUUUAUUCAAAAAAUAGAUGAAGUCCUGUAUAGUAUUUUAGUAAGAUAAAUUUAAUUGAUCAUUAUCAUGGAAUUCAGAACAAUUUUGUUCUAUUUGCGUUCGUUUAAAGCUAUUCGGUAUCUUCAUUAGUGAAACCUCUGGUAUUAUAUCGAAAGGUAGAA